AGAAAAUUUGACAUUAACCUCUUUUUUCAAAAGUUUCUCCAUCUAUAGUAAAAUCUGUGGAUGUAAUAAUCUGUCAUUUCUGUGAUUUGUCCAGGAAUCCAUCUUUCUUGGAGUAAUUUCGGUGCGAGUCGACUUGGAUUUUGUUAAAGCACCAAGAUGGGUUUCGUGAAAGUGGUGAAAAAUAAACAAUAUUUCAAGCGUUAUCAAGUCAAAUUCAAGAGGCGUCGUGAGGGAAAAACUGACUACUAUGCCCGUAAACGUUUAAUUGUACAGGAUAAGAACAAAUAUAACACCCCCAAGUAUCGUCUUAUUGUCAGAAUUUCAAAUCGCGAUAUUACCUGCCAAAUUGCCUACUCCCGUAUUGAAGGAGAUAAGAUUGUUUGUGCUGCAUACUCUCAUGAGUUACCUAAAUAUGGUGUUAAAGUUGGACUUACCAACUAUGCUGCAGCGUACUGUACUGGUUUGUUAUUGGCACGCCGUUUGUUGAAACAAUUGGGUUUGGAUACCCUUUAUGAAGGAAACUUGAAUGUCGAUGGAGAUGAAUACAACGUGGAGGGUGUAGAAGAUGGUCCAGGAGCCUUCAGGUGUUAUCUUGAUGUUGGUCUUAACCGUACCACAACUGGAGCAAGAGUAUUUGCUGCCAUGAAGGGAGCUGUUGAUGGUGGAUUGAACAUUCCUCAUUCCACUAAAAGAUUCCCCGGUUACGACAGCGAGUCAAAAACCUUCAAUGCUGAGGUUCACAGAAACCACAUUAUGGGAAAACAUGUAGCUGAUUAUAUGGCAUCUUUAGAAGAGGAAGACCCAGAUGCGUUCAAGAGACAAUUCAGCAAAUACAUCAAUUUGGGUAUUUCGGCUGAUCAGGUUGAGAAUAUCUACCAAAAUGCUCACGCUGCUAUCAGAGCUGAUCCAUCCGCUGAUAAGAAAGAAAAGGCAAAACCAGAAGUGCAAAAGAGAUGGAACAGGAAGAAGCUCACAUUGGCCGAAAAGCGGAACACUGUUGCACAGAAGAAGGCCUCCCAUUUGGCGAAAUUCAAAGAAAUGGAAGAAUAAUUUUUUUUUUAUUCCAUAAUAAAAAUAAAACGCUA
Messenger RNA from Harmonia axyridis, 1085 nucleotides. It is a transcript of the gene RpL5, whose product is annotated as 60S ribosomal protein L5. Bases 157 to 1050 code for a protein of 297 amino acids. Gene Ontology annotation, molecular function: 5S rRNA binding; structural constituent of ribosome. Gene Ontology annotation, biological process: translation; ribosomal large subunit assembly. NCBI's taxonomy places the organism in Eukaryota, Metazoa, Arthropoda, Insecta, Coleoptera, Coccinellidae. The record is from RefSeq and is a predicted model, not a curated record. Gene Ontology annotation, cellular component: ribosome; cytosolic large ribosomal subunit. The transcript is spliced from 4 exons.